CCCAGGAGACUCCCCAAUUCCAGUUCUCCUCCCAAAAAUCUCCCGGAGCAACCAUUCUCCCGAUUUCCACCCAAACAACAAUAUUGGAGGCGUCCUCUCUCACCUGAAAAGGAGACUAUUAUAUAUGUCUCCAUCAUCCAUAGUUUUAUCUGUAAGCCAUAAAGUAGGCGGGCACGGAGCUAUUUCUCAGCGUGUGUUUAUUCCAGCCGGCACGUUAACACACUGACACACAACAUCUUCAUUCCCAUCAUGCAGUGCUUCAAAACUACGGCAAGUAGUAAUGUCCAAAAACAUAACAGAGACAAAGCAGAAGAACGAAUAAGAGACACGGCGAGGACGAGUAAGAAGAAGAAGUAUGCUUGCAAGUUCCAAACCGAUGGGAAAAAAUAAUUUCAGUUCAUCCAGGACAGCUGGAAGGGGAAGUUGUAUGUUGCCUGCAAAUGUUGUAGAUAUGCGUGGCAAGUAUGCUGUAGUCCCCAUUGAUGUGUGUGCCGAAGUUAAAGUAGCAAUGAUAGUCACACACACACUAGGUGUGGUGAGAUGUGUCCUCUGCAUUUGACCCAUAACCCAUGAUCACCCCCUGGGAGGUAAAGGAAGCAGUGAGCAGCAGUGGUGGCCGCGCCCGGGAAUCAUUUUUGGUGACUGAACCCCCAAUUCCAACCCUUGAUGCUGAUUGCCAAGCAGGGAGGAGUAGCAGAGGUCCGACACACCUACCCCCAGUCCACGCUAGAGGUAACCAAGGACUACGGCCAGGAAGCGGGCCCCCCUCCCACAGCCCAUGACCCUGCAGGCUCUGCACAGCAGUCUUCAUCAUCAAUGAUUGUGAGAUUGUGCGACAGCGGUGGGAUGUUGUGGCUGCUCCUCUGCCUGCUUCCAGCCUUAGUGGGCUGCAACACAAUCCAGCUUCCCUACCUGUCCGGAGACCGGCAAGCAGCAGGCGAGGUUGCCGUGACAACCAGGCCUCACAUCUACUACUGCCGCUCACCCAACAUGGAAGUCUUCACCUGCUGGUGGCAUCCACUGGCCAACCUGACGGAUGGCGAGGAGGUCACCUACGUGCUCACCUAUUCCAAAGACAAAGGGAGCAAACAAGAGUGUCCAGACUACCUGAGCGCAGGUGCCAACAGCUGCCAUUUUGACAGCAGCCACACGUCCAUAUGGAACUACUACUGCAUGAACGUCACCGCGGUAACGGCCCACCGAAAUGUCACUUCGCAGGAGCACUGCUUGGACGUGGCUGAGAUUGUUCAGACCGAAGCACCGGUCAACCUAACGUACGACCUGAUGGACGCCGGCGGGGACGAGAUGGGUCAUGACCUUCUGUUCUCCUGGGCUUACCCGGUGCCCUCCGACCUGAAGUACGGUUGGAUUACGCUGGUCUACGAGCUGCAGUACAGACUGGUUAGCGAGCCUGACAAGUGGAAGGUCAAGGCGUCUCUGCGAGAGCCUCGGGUCAAACUGCUCGGCGUCCCCGUCAACGACUAUGUGGUUCGCGUGCGUUGUCGCUCACACAACUACGGCCUUUGGAGCCAAUGGAGCAAGCCGAUACUUGUGAGCGUUCCCGCCCAGGCCUCGACAGAUAAACUGCUGGUGCUGAUUCUAGUGAGCAGCAUCAGCAUGUUGGUGCUGUUGGCCAUCGCUGUGCGUGUCCUUCCACAGUGUGUCAGAGUAAAAGACUUCUUCCUGCCGCCUAUUCCAAAACCACGCAUCAUUGGUAUUGAUCCACGGCUCCUGAAGAAAGGGAAGUUGGAUGAAAUCAGCCAUCACCUCACGACAUUCCACUGCUUCAUGCCUCCCAGCUUCAUGGCAACAGAGGUGUGGGAUCAGGUGACCCCUGACAACAUCCACCUUGCCACGCUCAAAGAGCGCCCACUUCCCACCGAGUCGCCCAGCCAGGUGUCGGAUGCCUUCAUCGUCCCAAAUACCUUGACGGCCACCCCGACAUACCCUGCACCCGCCAGCCUGAAGAGUCCCUACUGCGAGUCUCCUCCCCAAGCCUUUGCGCCAUUGGCGGCGGCGCCUGCCUGGCCUGAUAUCAGUUACGUGCCAGGGAGCGGCUACAGCACCACCAGCCAGCCCACAGAACCACCGGCUGCCAUUACCAACGUGUUCCAGCAGCAGGGUUUCUACAGCUGUGUACAACUCAUGCGGGACAGCCACAAGCUGCAUUUGGUGCCUUGCCUGCCUCCGGCCUAUUGCGAGCUGCCGACCCCGCCCAAGCUGGAUGCGAAGACAAAGGAAGAAGAAAAAGCCGGAUGAAUACCAAGUCAGGAAAAAAAGGACUCACUGCUCACUCCUCCGUGUUGAAAGUCUGUAAUUAUGAGAUUCGAUUUUUCCCCCAGAACCUUAUCUGUUCAAUUUCAAGUACUCUAGCAAGUUAGGCUAAAAGUGCUAAUACUAAAGGCUAUUCUGCAACAUGCUUGAGUGGAAAAAAAAGGUGUGCGACUGUGCGGAUCCUGCAAAAGCAGUAUUUCCCACCUCCAUAGAAGUCUGGCCCACAGUGCGCCUUCAUCAAAGAUGCACUUUCUGGGUGGAGUAACUCUUAAAUGCAUCACGUCCCCCUUCAAAUUUAACUUAAAACCUCUAAAGGCUUAGUGUCCACAUGCGUGGACAGCACCUUUUUAGCUCUUAUUUUCAAAAUUGUGUAUGCUACUGAAUUGGGGUUUUAUGGCCGCUUUUGUGGACACUUAUACUGCCAUCUGGUGGUGUCAGAAGAGUAUGAGAUACAAUGGAAUUUGGGGGAAAAAAGUGUAAAGAUAAGAAUUAGCAUGUCACUAAACAUAAAAAGUCCACGUUUGUGUACUGUUGUGUCUGACCAGUCUUCCUCUCAGGGAAUACAAGUCACUGGUCAGUCCCAAGUUCUUUCAGAUGACAUAUAUGCAGAGUAAGAAGGACCAUCAAGACAGAAUAGGAAGAUUAUCAAGUUUAUGUUUAAUAAAUGGGGUGUUAUGGAUUAGGAACAGAAGAGUAGAGUUUUGACUCGGAGAGAGAAGGCAGAGCUUGUAUUGCAGUUUGGUUGACAGCGUGUAUUAAAGGAUUAGUGAUGGACAGCAGAUACAUACACAACAAUGACUUGAAUGGCCAUUCAACGUGAAAGCUAUUUGAAGGCAAACACAGUUAUUAUAUACAUAAUAUAUCAUUCCAAUUCAAUUAUUUACUGUCUCUGGAUCUUGUUUAAACCUCAGCUCAGAUGGAAUUCUUGGUGAAAGGAUUUGGAGAGUAAAGCAGUAGAGUCCAUGUGCUGCGGUUAAGGGUGAAAAUGUGUAGAAGGUUGGCAGGAGAGUGAGCCUCCUACCUGCCCAGACAGAACAGGUAGAACAGGUGGUGGGGUUCCUGGCUGGAAUCUCCCAAGAACUUGGACUAGAUGCUUUUUUUCCUUAGCUCGCCAUCAUAAAGAGAAGCCUGGCCUGUGUAAGAACCAGGACCAUCCUUGUAUUUCCAUGUGUACACAAAUCAAAUGUCUUCAUUAAAUAACAUUAAUUAUAAAGUAUUCAGAAUAGGUUCUAUAGUUCUUUCCUCAAUAUUGUACAAUAUAAAUAAACAUACAUGUCGGAAUCACAACAUGCAAUAAAGUGCUAAAAUAGCCAUUAGCAGCAUAAAUACGACCUAUACAGUGCACUAGACCUAUACAGUGCACUAGACCUAUACAGUGCACUAGACCUGCUUAUUAUCAAACACAUUCAAAAGUACGUUCAACAGUUAUCAAUGGUUGAAGUCAUAGAGCUUGUAUAUGGACGAUUGAGAAAUUGGCCACAAGGACUGUUUCAAUGAAAGGAUGGAAGCAAGACUCAUGCUAGAGCUGCUAUUUUCAGAAACAUGGACUCACCAACUCCGCUUCCUCAGUCACACACCGCCUAAUGACGAAAAAUCCGCUGCUGGUAGUCGGCUCUAUAAAGUAGAAAAAUAGAGAUAGUACUUUAUUGAUUCCUUCAGGAGAGUUCCCUCAGGAAAAUUAAAAAGUUCCCUCAGGAAAAUUUCAAUUUAGUUUAGAAUCCCGUCAGCCCAAUAUUUCGGGUGAAAACGAGAAUAAAAACCUACCAGGAGCAGAACUACAAUCUGUGUCCCCUCACGUCCUGUCUACUGGCCACCACCUGCUACCGCCUUAUAAGCACAGCUGAUUGGACCGCGGCGGUCACGUGACUAGGGAGAGUGCGCCCAGCUCAAAUGGAGAGCAAGAGCCUAAUAGUCGCCGCCAAAGUAUGGAUUUGACACCUGCGUUACAUUUAGGAGACCACUUCUUCAGUCUUUUAAUAGUGGCUUCUAGAAGCGGUCUGAAAAUCAAACGGAAAGAGACAAUUUAUUGAAUACGAAAACAGCCCCCAUCCUGCCCAGAAAGGAAUAGAGCCUCUUUGUUCUAAUACUGAUAAGGUAAAAAGGGAGUUAUGUCAUACUCCACUUUCCUGCGCCACCAAGGUAAAGCACAGAGUUUACUUGCGUACAAAAGAUACAAACAUAAAGAGUACACAUGGGAAAAUAUUAGCUGCUUUAAACAUGACUACCGUAUUUUUCGGAUUAUAAAUCGCAGUUUUUUUCAUAGUUUGGCCGUUGGGUGCGACAUAUACUCCGGAGCGACUUAUGUAUGACAUUAUUAACACGUUACCGUAUUAUAUCAAAUAAUAUUAUUUAUCUCAUUCGCGGAAGAGACGAAGAAAAUCGUCACACACAUGUCGACCAAUAAGAAUUCGGCGGGGGCGGGUCAUGGGAGAAGUGCAUUGUGGUUCAUGGGAUGCUAACUGCUAUAUGCUAUAUGCUACUGCCGUAGCUAUUAAAAAGGAUCAUUUCAACAUCGGCGGUAACUUAUAAAAAGUGAGAAGGGCUGAACAAAAAUGGCGUUGAAAAGCAAAUCAUGUAGUGCAGAUUACAAGCUGGAUGUAGUGAAAUAUGCAGCAGAAAAGGACAAGAGGAAGCGGCACAGACCUUUGGAGUUGGCAGAGUUGUUUAGAAGCCACAUCCAGGAAGAAGAUUUCAUGGGAUUUAUGGAUUAGGAGUGAGAGAUUGUUUGGUAAACGUACAGCAUGUUCUAUAUGUUAUAAUUCCACAACCAGGACGAACACCACACGCUUUACACUGCACAGCCGAGUGUGAAGCGACCGGAAUGAGAAUCAGCAAGUCCGAGUCCAUGGAUCUCUUCCGGAAAAGGGUGGAGUGCCAUCUCUGGGUUGGGGAGGAGACCCUGCCCCAAGUGGAGGAGUUCAAGUACCUAGGAGUCUUGUUCACGAGUGAGGGAAGAGUGGAUGGUGAGAUCGACAGGCGGAUCGGUGCGGCGUCUUCAGUAAUGCGGACGCUGUAUCGAUUCGUUGUGGUGAAGAAGGAGCUGAGCCGGAAGGCAAAGCUUUGAAUUCACCGGUCGAUCUACAUUCCCAUCCUCACCUAUGGUCAUGAGCUUUGAGUUAUGACCGAAAGGACAAGAUCACGGGUACAAGCGGCCCAAAUGAGUUUGGGUCUCUCCCUUAGAGAUAGGGUGAGAAGCUCUGCCAUCCGGGAGGAACUCAAAGUAAAGCCGCUGCUCCUUCACAUGGAGAGGAGCCAGAUGAGGUGGUUCUGGCAUCUGGUCAGGAUGCCACCCGAACGCCUCCCGAGGGAGGUGUUUAGGGCACGUCCGACCGGUCGGAGGCCACGGGGAAGACCCAGGACACGUUGGGAAGACUAUGUCUCCCGGCUGGCCUGGGAACGCCUCGGGAUCCCCGGGAAGAGCUGGACCAAGUGGCUGGGGAGAGGGAAGUCUGAGCUUCCCUGUUUAGGCUGCUGCCCCCGCGACCCAACCUCGCAUAAGUGGAAGAAGAUGGAUGGAUGGAUGGCUAAAAUGUGGAAGAAGUUAAGCGCUCUGAAUACUAUCCAGAUGCACCCUAGCUGUAAAAUGUAGUGCACUGUAAAGAAAAACUUUUGAUCAUGUAUUUAUAAACGAUUACACACUUAGAGUGAAUGAGAGGAGUUUUCUGUGGAAAAGAUGGCCAAAUUUGGAGAAAAAAUAUUUUUGACCAAAAAUCCUCAGAUUUUUUGGGGUUGUGAAUGCUGGUGAAGAGCAAAGUGCUGCAAAGUAGUGAAGAGAAGAAGAAAAUGGCUACAAAUAUUGUGAGAUUUCAGUAAUGGCUUUUGGGUGAGCACUACAUGGUAGGAGGAAGUAAACAAUGUACAUAAUAUAAUGUACCUUUUGAAGUUUUCCUUUUGACACACAGUAUGUUUUCUUGUCCUGUAAAUACUGUACAAUAUGACUCUGAUAACCAUUGAUGUUGCCCA
Nerophis ophidion (straightnose pipefish) is the source of this 6237-nucleotide messenger RNA. Its product is annotated as prolactin receptor-like. The coding region runs from base 667 to 2259 and encodes 530 amino acids. Gene Ontology annotation, cellular component: external side of plasma membrane. The transcript is spliced from 10 exons. Gene Ontology annotation, biological process: cytokine-mediated signaling pathway. NCBI's taxonomy places the organism in Eukaryota, Metazoa, Chordata, Actinopteri, Syngnathiformes, Syngnathidae. Gene Ontology annotation, molecular function: protein binding; cytokine receptor activity. The record is from RefSeq and is a predicted model, not a curated record.